AUGAAUCAUUUAAGUCAGACAUCUAAUUCAGAAAAUUAAGGAUAUAAUUCAUAGUAGCCAAGGAGAUACAUCAAAACGUCUACAUGUAGUUAUACUUAUUAUGAUUUGGAAAAAAUUAAGAAGUUUGAGGAAGGAUAUGAAAUAAUAGAAUUAAAUGAUGCAUUGCAUCAGGGCAAGGCUUCCCAAUUGCAUACAUGUAGUUGUCACAUCUAAAUUAAGUUGAUUGGUCCAAAUGGAUGGAAUACUUGUCUGAACUAGAGAUUGAGUUAAAAGCCAUUCUCUUAGAUAGAGCACUCAUUGUCCCUGAUCUAAAUCAAUAUGUUAAAAAGCGUCUCUAGCCAAUGAUAGAAGUUACUCUCGAUAAAGUGUAUUGACCUUCUUUCUAACUAGUCUAAUUGAGACCUGCAAAUUAAAGAUCUAGUGUUACAUUAAUGAAAUCCUUCUUCUAGUUUAAAAGGUGUCUCUUAAGCUUUGGAAAGAAUAUCCUCAGAUUUCUUUGACACUAUUAAAACGCUUGCAUUCCAUCCAAUGCAAUUCUCUCUAUGAUAGUAGAAUUAGAGAAUUAAGUCUGUAUAUAGACACUAUAAAUGAUUUCUAUGGUGAACGAUUACAUUAUGGUGUUAGUUUUGAAGCUGAAGGCUAUAAUAAUCCCUAUUAAACAGAGAUUUACAAUUCCAAGAACUUUUAUCCACUAAAGGGAGAGAUUUUAGAAUAUUAAAGAAUGAAUUAAGAUGUGUUCACUUUUUCUCCAUUUUAAAGAAUACAAAUACACUAUUUCUACAAAAAUGGUGGUUUUGCUCUCUUAGAUGAUGCUAUUAGAAAUUUUAAUUUAAAUAAUUUAGAUAUUUUUGCAAUAUUUCAAUAUCUCAAUUCACUUAUAGAUAAAUAAAAAUAUUUGAAUUAUUUCCAUCAUUUUGAGUUUUAGAAUUUGGCAUCAAAAUUAACAGAAGAAGAAAUCAAGAAUUCUAAUAGAGAUACAAUUAAAAAGUUGACUGAAGGAAUUGAGAAUAUGUUUGAUUAAUUUUAUACUUCUUCUUAGAAGAAAGAAUUGAUUGCUUUAUCUGAAAUGAGUGUGUUUUUAUAAUGUUUUCGUUGCACAGCCUUAGAAAAAAGAAUUUAUGGUAUUAAAUUAUUAUAUAACUUUAAGGAUUAUAAUAAUUUUGUGAUAAAAUAAAUACUGCAUAAUCCAAUGAAUUUAUGGGUCAAUAAUAUUUUAUGAAUGAUGAAUGGUAUAAAAAUGAUAAUGUAUUAAAAUACAUUGUAGAUAAUUAAGUAUUUUAAGAGUUAUUUGGAGAAAAAGCUCAUUUUGAAUUGAUUAAGAGAAGUUUUCCAAUUAUUCAAUUUCUAUAUUUACAUCAUAAAUUAAGUAAAGAUGAAAUCUUGUGUAUUCUCAGAUUAGGAAAAGGUAAACAUGAAACAUGGGAUAAUAUGAUAUCUAAAUUACUUACAGAUUUAGCAGAAAUCUUAUAAUUAGAAGAUGUUGAAACAUUAAUAUAAAAUAUAUAAUAAAGUUAGAUUGAUUAAAAUGGACUUAAUUUUAUUAAAAGUUUGGGUAGAAACAAAUAUUUAAGAUAAGAUUUAGAUAAUAAUUAAAAUUAAAGAAUAGGAAAUAAUGAUGAUACUUUUGGAAGAUAGAAUGAGAGAAUGAGUGGUAAAAGAAAGUAUUAAUAAUAUGAAACUAAUUAUAGAGAAAUGGAAGAUAUGGAAUAAAAUAAAAAUGAAACUAUUGAAUAAUUUGAUAGAGAGAAGGCUAUAAAUUUAAAAUCUUAAAUUGUUGAAUUCUUAUUAAAUAUUGUUCAUGAAUAACCAACUAGUGAAAUUGGUUAAUCAGCAUUUACAAUAGCUAUCAAUUUGAUAUGUCAUCAAUUCAAAUCACUUAGAUAAUAAUAUUUAUUACAUGGUUUUUCUAAUUUGAUUGCAGAAGAGUAACCAUUACCAGUUUGUAAUUACAUAACUGUGUUAUAGAAGAUUAUCUCAUCAUCUUAUCCAUUUGAUAAAUUUAAUAAUUCUAAAGAUGUAUUAAUAUGGAUCUAAGAAAAAUAUGAUAUUAAAUUAAACUUUUUAAGAGUUAUGGGAAGAGAAAAAUUAAAAUUACUUAAAAGGGAAAAUAAGAAUUAUUUAUAAACAAUUGAAUAAUUUGUUAAAUUUUAUCAAUUUCUUCAUUAAGAUUCAAAAAUCACAAGAUCUUAAUUGAUGAUAUUAUGGAAAUUAUUAGUAGAGAAUGCAAAAUGUGUAGAGGAAAGAGAUCUAUUUUUUAAUUGGGUAGGAGAUGUUAAUAAGAAGUUUUUAGAUUAAGAAGCUAUAGAGUUAUUAUUUAUAUCUACUAUUAAAUGUUCAUCUCUUAGUUAAUCAAUGUUAUAAUGUUUAACAAAUCUAAUUCUAUAUUUUAAUGUUCAAUAUAAAGUAAUGAAAUUAUAAUAUGAUUAAUAUACAAUUAUCGAUGCAGAUAUUAUUGGAUUGUAAGUAUUAUGGAAGAUAUUUAAAUAAUAAGAGAAUUUGGGACCUAAAUUAUAGGAAUUCUUCAUUAGACUAUUAAGAUUUAAAUAAUAAUAGAGUAUUUUAAAUAAGUUAAAAUAAUAAUAUUUAGUAUAAUUAUUCAAUUAAAUUAAUAAUCCUAAUUCUCUAUCAUUCAUAAUCAAAUUAUUAGAGGAGUUUGAAGGAUAUUAAUUGAUUGAAUAAGGGGAAAAGGUAUUUGUAACAAUUGAUAAUAAAUGUAUGAAUGCUAUGCCUCCAAAAAGAUAAGAUAUUCAAUUAUUGAGUGGAUUACCUGUAUUAUAAGCUAAAUAAAUAAUUGGAUAGAAAUUAAAUCCAUCUUUGAAACCAGAUGAAUUUGAUAUAUUCUGUAGAGGAACUCUAUUUGAUGAUAAUAAAACACUUAAAGAUUACAAAGUUAAUUAGAAAUUGACAUUUGUAAUAUCAAAAAGAGAGAUUGUAACAGAUGAAAUUACUGCAUAUAAUAAUACAACCAAUUAGAUAUAAAAUGAAUAUGUACCAAAUGAUGCAGAUGAUAGAGUUUAAGAGAUUAUGCAAAUAGUUUAAAUACAAGAAAAAGAUUUUAUUAUUUCUGUAUUGAAAGAAAAGAAUUGGCAAGUAGAAAAUGCUAUAUGUGAUAUUUUGGAUCGUGGAGAUCAAUUACUUUCAGAAUACUAAUAAAAGAAUCCAUAGAUUAAGAAAUAAUAACCUAUAAUGAAAUAAUAAAUUGAUGAGAUUUCAUUUGCUUCAUUAAUCUCAAAUAAUUAUAUUGAUUAAUUAUUCAUUCUACUUAAUUAAGGAAAUUAAGAAUAAAAUACUAAGAUUUGGUCUAUUUUAUAAAUGAUUCCUAGAAAUAAAGAAGUAUAUGAAUUAAUUGAAUAAUCAUAAACAGAUUGGUGUAAUCUAUUAUUAGUAGAUAACAAAUAUAAAUUAUAAUAUCAUUUACAAAUUCUUAAAGAAUAAUUGUAAUGUGAUUUUAUUGAAGAUUAAGAUGAAUAUGAAAAGCGUAAGACAUUAAGAGAAAAUUUCCUACUUUAAGGUGGUUUAAAAUUACUAUUAUUUUAAUUAGACAAUUCAAUUGAAAUCUUAAUCAUAAUUUUAGAUAUAUUCUAAAUUUACUUUUCUGCUUAUUCAAUGAGUAGAUUAAUGAUGAAUUAAAAUGAAUUUUUAUAACUAUUAAAAUUGAAGUAAGCUAUAUAAUAGAAAGAUGAAGAUCCUAAAUUAUGUAGUCUAUUGAGUAUAUAAUUAUAGAAAUAAGAUAAGCCAAAUAUUUAAGGAUAUGAUGAAGCAUAUUUACUAUAAUAGGUUUUCUAUAAUUGUGAAUUAGAAGUAGAAUGGGAUGUAUUAUUAGAUGCUCUAAUCUAAAGAAUAGGAGUUGAAUAAGUAUAUACAAAUAUCUUAUGUAUCUUAUAUAUGAGACCUUAAUUACUGAAAUUUGAAUUGCCAAUAAAUAGAUUAGUUGAAUUGUUAACUAGUCCAAAUGAAGAAUAACGAAAAAUGACAGCUUAUUUCAUUCUUACUCUUUAAGAUAUUGGAAAGAAAAAUGGUGUUAAUUUAAGUAAUGAUAUUUUAAAGGCAUUAAUAAAAGGAGAAACUUAAUAUGAUGAAUUAUAUCUAGUGAUUGCUGGAUUGAUUGGUUAAGUGAAUGAUUUAACAUUCUUUGAUACUCAUUAAUUGGCUUAAUAGAUUAUAUCAUUAAUUUCAAAUAGAGAAAUUAUUGAAUAAAGAUUCACUGAAAAUGAAGAUAAAUUAUUGUAAGGCAAUCUAUUAUUAUUGAGUUCUUUAUUAUAGGUUGAUAAAAACAUUAAAGUAGAUAUUGAAUUUACAAGAUACUUAUAUAAAUGUUUAUUUGAAAUGCAUAAUGAUUAUUAUAAAUAUCCUGUUUAUAAAAGAAAAUUAACUAGAAAGAGAGUAUUCUAAUUAUUAUUAGAAUUAUGUAAAGAUGAAAAUCAUUUAUAAGAGAUGUUACCUUUGAUUUAAAAUCAUCAUAAAUUGAAGUUUGAUAUAAAUGAAGUAGAUAUGGAUUUGGGAGUUAAAGGUUCACAUGGUUUUGUUGGAUUAAGAAAUCUUGGAGCUACUUGUUAUAUUAAUUCUCUAUUAUAAUAAUUCUAUAUGAAUAUACCUUUAAGAAAAGGGAUUUUGAAUGGGUAGAUUAUGAUUACUGAGAUGAAGGCUCCUCUCAUCUUUGAUAAUAUUAGUUCUAUUGAUUCACCAAUUUUACAACGUAAAUUGACAGAUCAUACUUUACAUUAAUUAUAAUUAGUAUUCAUUUAACUCUAAGAAUCUGUGAAAUAAUAUAUCAAUCCACAUUAAUUGAUUAAAACUUUAAAGGGAUAUGAUGGAGAAGUUAUAAAUGUUCUUAUUUAAUAGGAUUGUAAUGAAUUCUUUAAUUUGAUAACUGAUAAAUUAGAAUAGGAUUAGAAAUUUACUAAUUAAUCAAAUCUAAUACCUUAAAUAUUAGGUGGUACAUUAAUAAAUGAAAUUAAAUCAUUAGAACCUGAUUAUGAUUUUAGAAGAGAAAAUGAAGAACCAUUUUUAACUGUUUCAGUAGAUAUUAAACAUAAGAAAUGUCUUGAAGAAGCAUUAGAUUUAUUUGUUAAAGGAGAUGUUUUAGAUGGAGAGAAUAAAUAUUUAUGUGAAGAAGUAUAAAGAAAGAUAGAUGUUUAAAAGAGAUAAUACUUUAAGAAAUUACCUAAUACAUUUAUAUUCCAUCUAAAAAGAUUUGAAUUUGAUUACAAUACAAUGUUAAGAAUUAAAAUAAAUGAUUAUUUUGAAUUCCCUUAAGAAAUCAAUAUGUUUAAAUGGACACGUGAUCAUAUCGUUGAAAAUAUGGAAAUUUAAGAUUAAAGUGAUUAUAUGUACAUUCUUAAAGGAGUAUUAGUACAUGUUGGUAGUGCAGAAGGAGGACAUUAUUAUUCAUUUAUUCGAGAUGUUGAUAAAUGGUAUGAGUUUAAUGAUAAAGUGAUUUGUCCAUUUAAAAUAGAGAAUCUAAAAACUGAAUGUUUUGGAGGAGGUAAUAACAAUCUUUCAGAAUGGGGAAUGAGUAAUAGUAAGAAUGCUUAUAUUUUAUUCUAUGAGAAAGUCAAACAUGAUAUUCCUGAAUAAUUAUAUAUGAGAGGUACAAAUGAGGAAUUAUUGAUUUAAUAAGUAAAAAGUGAGAAUUCUGAUUAUUUAAAGAAUUAAUUAUUUUGUACUUAAGAUUACUUGAAAUUCAUUCAAACAUUUGUAUAAACAUUUUAAUUCAAAACUCCAUAUUAAAUUACUUAAUUAUUAUCAAAUGAAAGUAAUUUAAGUGAAUUAGAUAAUCUUCCUUCAUUGAGAAUAAUUAAAUUAUUUACUUUCUUCACUUAUGAAGUUUUACUUAGGAAUAAAGAUUAAUAAAUGUUUUAAUAUAAUAUUUAGUUAUUAAGUGAUAUGUACAAAUAAGAACCUGCUGCUAAUUUCUGGUUUUUAGAUUUAUUAAGAAAUAAUAAAUAAUUAAUAAUUGAUUUAUUAAUAGAAUCUUCAUAUUCUGAUGUUAGAAAUGCUUUUGCAUAAUUGAUUAUUCAAUCAGUAACUUUAAUUAUAAAACAUGAAUAAUAUUAUUUAUUUGAAGAUUCAUGUAUAGGUAGAUUCCUUAAAUUUUACAUAUAAUCACUUUUAGGGAUAGUGAAGAAUACUCUAAGAAGAGGAACAGAAUACUUUUAAGUGAUUAAAUAUAUUUUAGUCAGUAAUCAACUUUUAGUGAAACACUUCUAUUAGCAAGAAUACUUUAAAUAAGUUUAUUAAUUAUUAUAAGAAUAAGUUAUAUCAGCGUAAAUUGGUGCAUCAUUUAAAUCACAAUAAUAAUAAACUAAUAACAUUGAUUAGCCAUUGAUGGUUAUAAGUGAUAUUAUUGCUAAAGUGAUAAUGAGUUGUAGAACAUAAAGUAUGAUUGAAUUAAAUGAAGAUGCUCCAACAUAUUUAUUCAAAGGAUAAAAAGAUUUGGAUAUUGAUUAGUAUUGGUUAAAUAGAUUAUUGGAUAGUGAUGAUUUCAAAAAGCAUAUCUUAGUUAUGAUAUAAUUCCAGCCUAGUUUAAUAGAUAUGAUUAAACACAUUUGUUGGAAGGAUCAGAAUAUCAGUUCUCAAGUAAUGUUAUAAAUAGUAAUUUAAUUCUUGGAUUAUUUUGUUGAUUGGUAAUAAUUGGAACCUUUUUCAUAGACUAUUGAGUAGUUGUUCAAAAUGAAUGAUGAUUUAGUAGAAAAGCGUUUGUAAUGUUUAUUAUGCGAACCUAUAAAGACAACAUCAUGUGUUAAGGGUUAUUCAAUAUUGAAUGCUAUUAAAUCAUAAUAUGACAAAGAUAAGAAUUAUUGUUUUUGCAUGAUAGCAAUACUUGCAAAUUUAGCAACAUAAGUUAAUUAUGUUGGGGAAUAUUUUAAGAAUAAUAAAGAAAAUUUAGAAUUCUUACUUUGGAAGGCUAGAGAUCAUAAAAAUAUUAUAUAUGGAUUAUAUUUCCCAAGUAUGAAGAUCCAAAAGUCUAUCCAAUAGGUAAUUUAUUAAUAAUAUUUCUAAGUUAUCUGCAAUAUUUGAGGAGGCUGAAAAACCAACAAUAUAGAUUUGCAUUCCAAAAUAAAAUUAAACAGUUUAAGAGGAACCAGAACCAGAAGACUCAGAUAUUCAAGUAACUAAUCUAAUUGAGCAGAAUAAGACCAAUUAUACUUAGACUAAAGAAGAUUCUAUGGACAAUAACACUCCAUCUGAUAGAGAGAAUCCAACUGAUGAAUUAUCAGAAUGAA
Messenger RNA from Paramecium pentaurelia, 7226 nucleotides. Lineage: Eukaryota; Ciliophora; Oligohymenophorea; Peniculida; Parameciidae. The record is from the annotation of a GenBank genome assembly.